Molecule: messenger RNA, 1899 nt
Organism: Meleagris gallopavo (turkey)
Lineage: Eukaryota; Metazoa; Chordata; Aves; Galliformes; Phasianidae
Source: RefSeq, a predicted model, not a curated record
AUGUUUUUGGUCCGAAUUCAGUACGUUCUUCCACCUGAUAAACCUGUGCUGGAUGAUAUUGACCCAGAAUAUGGACUGCAUGACUAUGACCUACAUCUUGAUAUGCACAGUGGAAAGCAUACUUACAUGUGUGGAACAUUCAAGAGUCUCUUCUGCAGAAAAGGUGACAUUGAAAAUGGAUAUUUGAAGCUCACAGUUGUAAGCUUAAAGGAUAAUACAAAGCACAUACCUCUUAUUGGGACAGUUGGCUUAUCCUGGGAAACAACUGCCUUUAAAGGCAUUGUAAAGGACUCUUACAUGAUGGAUGUUACUGUCUUGGAUGAAACUCAAAAACCCUUCUGGUGCUUCAGUGCCCCAGUUUGCAUGGAACUCUCUUCCAAAGUGUCCAACCUUUAUGAUUACAUGGGUCAUAUCUAUACCACAGUCUAUGCAGAUUCAGAAGGCAAAGUCUGUGCUGAGUUGGUGUGGUUGGAAGAAACCAAAGAGUAUUUCAUAGUCAGUCUCAUUCUUUACAUAAGCACUGAAAAGGUUAAUAAUUGGUAUGGAACAAAGUACUGAUAUAUUGUUGCUUUCCUUGCUUUAAAAUAAUAAUAAUAAAGUGAAUCCUAUGUAUUUCAUGUUUAAAAUUUAAUGUGAAUGGGUAAUACUAUUUGCAAGUUUUGCACUUCUGGCUUUUCAUUAACAAGUAAAAUUGUGUACGUUUGUUAAUUGACAUUGGAUAAAUUGAAAAGGAUAUUGAUAGAAAUUGUGGGUUUUUUUUUUUCCUGUUCAACAUCUCAUUGUUAGCCUGUUGCUGGUACUGUACACACUGAAAAUAUUUUUAGGAAUAAUUUUUUUUUAUAGACACCCUUGAGCAUAGUUAAUAAAUUACUUCUUGUGAGUGCCAUACUGUGAAGAAGCUCUGCCUUAUUAUAAGAUGCACUGGAUUUGAGAGCAUUCACCGUUAUGCCUCCGUGGUGGUUUCACACUGAUAGGUAGUUAAGGUCUACCAAGCCACUCUCUCACUCCCUCUUUUUUCCCCCGUUCUGUUGAAGAACCUCAUGGGUUAAAGACAGAGAGAUCUCUCACCAGUUACUAUCAUGGGCAGAAAGGACUCUGAAUAGGGAGAUGAGUGUAAUUUAUUGUCCACUGCUAGCAGACUAAAGCAGCAAGAUCUAAAAGCAAACUAAAAAUACCUUCUCCCUCCACACCUGCUCCUUCUACCUCUACCCCUUGUGCUACGCAGGACAAUAGAGAAGAGGGGCAGUCUGGGGCAGUCAGUCUGUAGUGCUUUCUCUGCCACUCCUCUGUUGUCACUCUCUCUAUGCCUGCUCCAACUGUGGUCCAUCCCACAGGAUGCUAUCCUUCCUGAACUGAUCCUGUGUGGGCCUCCCCCAGGCUGCAGCUCUCCAAGCACUGCUUCAUCUGGGUCUCUGUUGGCAGCAGUUUCCCAGCCCUCCUGUCCCAUCCUGGACUCUUCUCCGUGGGCUGCAGCUCUGGCCUGGUACUGUUCCAGUGGAGGCUCUCCGUGGGCUUUAUUUCCUUUAGGCCUCGUUCACUGCUACACUGUGGGCUCCUCCAUGGGCUACCUGUGGAGAUCUACUUUGUGUAGUAGUGCCUGCCUAUGGGCUGCAGGAGGACAGCCUGCUCUACUGUGGGCUGCAAGGAGCUUCAGCUAUGCACCUGGAACUACAGAACCAUGGAACGUCCUCAGUUGGAAGGGUCCCACAAAAGGAUCAUUGAGUCCUAUUCCUGGCUCCACACAGCACCACCCAAAAUUCAAACCCUAUUCCUGACAGCAAUGUCCAAACUCUUCUUGAACACCAGAAUGCUUGGUGCUGUGUCCACUGCUUUGGGCAGCCCAUUCCAUGCUCACGGCCCUGUGGUGCAGACCCUUUCCUUAACCCCCAGCCGUUCCCU